Messenger RNA from Lodderomyces beijingensis, 1191 nucleotides. Lineage: Eukaryota; Fungi; Ascomycota; Pichiomycetes; Serinales; Debaryomycetaceae. The record is from the annotation of a GenBank genome assembly.
AUGGUCAAUCACAAUUCUCCAACAAAACACCAAAAAAGAGGACGCAAGCAGGACAUUCCCCCCUACAGAAUGGCCGUGAAUUUAGACAAACAUCUAAAACCAGGCAAGAACAGCUACAUAGCCUUGGGGCUAGAAGGGUCCGCCAAUAAACUCGGCGUGGGCGUGAUUCUUCACCCGCACGGACAUCUCACACCAUCGAAUAGAGCCCAAGUUCUCUCCAAUAUUCGAGAUACAUACAUUACGCCCCCAGGCGAAGGUUUCCUCCCGCGAGACACGGCAAGACACCAUCGGAACUGGGUGGUGCGGGUAAUUAAAAAGGCGCUUGCUACCGCUAAGAUCACCGGCGAUGAUCUCGAUUGCAUCUGUUUCACGCAGGGCCCCGGUAUGGGUGCACCGUUGCAGAGCGUCGUUAUCGCCGCGCGUACCUUGGCUCAAAUAUGGGAUGUACCUUUAGUUGGAGUCAACCACUGUGUGGGCCACAUUGAAAUGGGGCGAGAGAUUACUGGUGCCGUCAACCCCGUGGUGUUGUACGUCAGUGGCGGUAAUACUCAAGUUAUCGCGUAUUCCAAACAACGAUACCGUAUAUUUGGCGAGACUCUAGAUAUCGCCAUUGGCAAUUGCCUCGAUCGGUUUGCUCGCACGUUGAAAAUCCCCAAUGAGCCUGCGCCCGGCUAUAAUAUCGAGCAGAUGGCGAAACGCGGCCGCCACUUGGUGAAUUUGCCCUAUACUGUCAAGGGGAUGGAUUUGUCAAUGUCGGGGAUAUUGGCUUAUAUCGAUGGCGUCGCGAAGGAUUUAUUCAGUGGUAAGCGAGGGAAAACGGUGGUGGAUGAAGAGCUGGGCGAGCCCAUCACUGCUGAGGACUUGUGUUUUUCGUUGCAGGAGGUCUUGUUCAGCAUGUUGGUGGAGAUCACCGAGCGUGCAUUGGCUCAUGUGGAUAGCAAUCAAGUCUUGAUUGUUGGCGGGGUAGGUUCCAACGAACGGUUGCAGGAGAUGAUGAAGCUUAUGAUUCAGGAUCGCCGCAACGGACAAAUCUACGCUACCGAUGAACGAUUCUGUAUCGACAAUGGAAUCAUGAUUGCCCAUGCGGGAUUGUUGCAGUAUCGGAUGGGCCAAACUACCGAGUUGGACGAUAGUGUGUGCACUCAAAGAUUCAGAACCGAUGAAGUAUGGGUGAAUUGGAGAGACGAUUAA